Molecule: messenger RNA, 420 nt
Organism: Lithohypha guttulata
Lineage: Eukaryota; Fungi; Ascomycota; Eurotiomycetes; Chaetothyriales; Trichomeriaceae
Exons: 2
Coding region: 1-420 (139 amino acids)
Biological process (GO): Arp2/3 complex-mediated actin nucleation; regulation of actin filament polymerization
Cellular component (GO): Arp2/3 protein complex; actin cytoskeleton; cytoplasm
Molecular function (GO): actin filament binding
Source: RefSeq, a predicted model, not a curated record
AUGUCAACCAUAAACUGGCGCACCGUAAACGUCGACGCCUACGACCCUGAAUCCCAACUCAACUUCCCCCUCGAAACCCUUCAACCCUCCUCCCUCCCCGCCCCCAGCACAGCCUCCGAACAAGCCCAACUAGCCACACAGAUCCGUCAACUCCUCCGCGCCGGCGACCUCCUCGGCUCCCUCUCCUCAGCCCUAGAAACCGCGCCUUUAGCAGGCGACGAGCAGGCGAAGCAAGUACAUACCGCGACGGUGCUGGAAGUGUUACAGGGAAUACGGCAGGCAGAAGUCAGUCGGAUACUGCAGGAGAUGUUGAGGCAGCAGGGUGGGAAUGCGCUGGCGGAUACGUUGAUGAAGUAUAUUUAUAAGGGGAUGGGGAGUGGUGCUGGUGGAAGUAGUUCGAGGGAGUACGGGGGGUGUUGA